AUGACCUUGAGCAACUUGAGCCAAUGUGCCGCAGUACGGUUUGGUGUGCUGAUAACUGACUCACACACGCGAGCAGUGGCAAGCAAGACCGCUCUUAGCUUGACAGCUCCUUGCUGCACGUUAACAUUAGACAAUGGGGGUGGCACUCAGUCCGGAGCCAUCUACCUCAUCACGCCCAUUCGCGACAAGAUGCUCAGUCGUUUCCGCAUCGUGGAGAAGAACUUGGUGCAGUGUGUGGGUACAGUGGCAGGUCUUGUGCCGCGAUUCUGCAGUUCGACCGUUGGUUUUAACGAGGUGACGCACGACAGCGAGGUGAAUAUAAGAGUUACAGGAAGCAGUUCAGAAGAGGAAGAAGAUGCGACCACUGGAACAAGAGCUUUAUUGUCCUGA
This is a messenger RNA of Dibothriocephalus latus, 390 nucleotides long. The record is from the annotation of a GenBank genome assembly. Lineage: Eukaryota; Metazoa; Platyhelminthes; Cestoda; Diphyllobothriidea; Diphyllobothriidae.